UCCACCUCCCCCUUUUUAUACUCUACACACACACACACACACACCGGCGUGAAAUCCAACUACUCAACUCGGAAGCUAGCGGUAGAAUCAACCCAAGCCACCCUUUCAUACACAAAGCAAUUAUUGGGGGACAUAACAGGCAUGGGGUGCCGGAGCCUGCAGCGUACCUACGCAGUUUUCAAAGUGGACCGAGCUUGAAGCCAUUCCUUGUAUUUAAAGGUAUCCGGAUAUCCAGUGACCCAGUGUAGACCGUUCUACGGACAUUUCCUUGCUGUUUCUCGAGUGAUUUUUGUUUUUGGCACAAUGGGGUGCUGCAGCGGCCGAUGCACGCUCAUCUUUCUCUGCUCGAUUCAGCUGAUGGUGGCGUUGGAGAGGCAGGUUUUUGACUUCCUGGGAUACCAAUGGGCGCCCAUUCUGGCCAACUUCUUCCACAUCAUCAUUGUCAUCCUCGGCUUCUUCGGCACUAUACAGUACCGACCACGCUACAUUGUAGUGUACACAGUGUGGACAGCUCUCUGGGUGGCCUGGAAUCUCUUCAUCGUCUGUUUCUACCUGGAUGUGGGAGGCCUGACCAAGGAAAGUGACCUGCUGACGUUUGACAUCUCGGCUCACCACUCGUGGUGGAGGGAGCACGGUCCAGGGUGUGUGAGGAGAGAGAUGACCCAGCCAGGGGUGGGCACCGUGGACAGCCAGUCUUACAUCUCUGUCAUGGGCUGUCUCAUAGAGUACCAGUACAUAGAGGUCCUACACAGUGCAACACAGAUCCUCAUCGCUCUCCUGGGCUUCGUGUACGCCUGCUACGUCAUUAGCGCCAUCACUGAGGAGGAAGACAGCUUUGAUUUUGUUGGUGGAUUUGACCCCCUCCCUCUCUACCAUGUCAAUGAGAAACCAUCCCAUCUCCUCUUAAAGCCCAUGUACCUGUCUACGUAAAUAGGGCAGAAGGCAACAUUGCAGGUUCCGAUGGAAACAAAGUGGCCGCUCUGACUGACACAACAACCGUCCGAGAAUUCACUGGGGCAGGCCAGACAUUCCUCUGGUUCUCUACAUCUCUUCAGUCCUUCAAACAUGUAAAUUCCUGGUGCUCUGCUUAAUGAUGACUGUACCUCCCAGUUCUGUUGUUAGUGGGAGGGAAGGAGAGGAUAGGGUUGGGGGAUGGGGAGGGGGUAAUUACAGUGUAACAUGGGCCUGAUCUCUUACUGUGUACUCGAAUAUAAAUUAUUUAUCUAGAACUACAAACGGCAUCCGACAACAGAGACGUACAGUACCAGCUGUCAAUGGCUGUAUUUCUGUCCAUUGUUCUAGCAGGACUAGUGAUCUAUCUAUAGAUCAUAGCUAUAUAUACAGUACCAAUCAAAAGUUUGGACACACCUACUCAUUCAAGGGGUUUUCUUUAUGACUAUUUUCUACAUUGCAGCAUAAAAGUGAAAACAUUGACGCUUUGAAAUAACACAUAUGGAAUAAAUUAGUAGCCACCCUUUGCCUUGAUGACAGCUUUGCACACUCUCACAUUCUCUCCACCAGCUUCACCUGGAAUGCUUUUCUAACAGCCUUGAACGUGUUCCCACAUGCUGAGCACUUGUUGGCUGCUUUUCCUUCACUCUGCAGUCCAACUCAUGCCAAACCAUCUCAAUUGGGUUGAGGUCAGGUGAUUGUGGUGGCCAAGGCAUCUGAUGCAGCACUCCAUCACUCUGCUUCUUGGUCAAAUAGCCCUUACACAGCCUGGAGGUGUGUUGGGUCAUUGUCCUGUUGAAAAACCAAUUAUAGUCCCAAUAAGCUUAAACCAGAUGGGAUGACGUAUUGCUGCAGAAUGCUGUGGUAGCCAUACUGGUAAAAAUAGUGCCUUGAAUUCUAAAUGAAUCACUGACAGUGUCACCAGCAAAGCACCCCCACACCUCCUCCUCCAUGCUUCACGGUGGGAACCACACACGUGGAGAUAUUCCAUUCACCUGCUCUGCAUCUCACGGCGGUUGGAACCAAAAAUCUCUAAUUUGAUCUCUUCAGACCACCGGUCUAAUGUUGAUUACUCGUGAUUCUUGGCCCAAGCAAGUCUCUUCUUAUUAUUGGUGUCUUUUAGUAGUGGUUUAUUUGUAGCAAUUCGACCAUGAAGGCCUCAUUCACACAGUCUCCUCUGAACAGUUGAUGUUGAGAUGUGUCUGUUACUUGAACUCUGUGAAGCAUUUAUUUGGGCUGCAAUUUCUGAGGCAGUUAACUCUAAUGAACUUAUCCUCUGCAGUAGAGGUAACUCCGAGUCUUCCUUUCCUGUGGCGGUCCUCAUGAGAGCCAGUUUUAACAUAUUGCUCUAUAUUUUUUGCGACUGCACUUGAAGAAUCUUUAAAAGUUAUUGAAUUUUUCCAGAUUGACUGACCUUCAUGUCUUAAAGUAAUGAUGGACUGUCGUUUCUCUUUGCUUAUUUGAGCUGUUCUUGCCAAAUAUGGACUUGGUCUUUUACCAAAUAGGGCUAUCUUCUGUAUACCACACAACUGAUUGGCUCAAACGCAUUAAGAAGGAAAGAAAUUCCACAAAUUAACUUUUAAAAAGGCUCACCUGUUAAUUGAAAUGCAUUCCAGGUGACUAGCUCCUGAAGCUGGUUGAGAGAAUGCCAAGAGAGUGCAAAGCUGUCAUCAAGGCAAACGCUGGUUACUUUGAAGAAUCUCAAAUAUAAAGUAUAUUUAGAUUUGUUUAACACUUUUCUUACUUACUACAUGAUUCCAUGUGUUAUUUCAUAGUUUUUAUGUCUUCACUAUUAUUCUACAAUAUAAAAACACUUGUAAAGGAAACCCUGGAAUCAGUAGGUGUGUCCAAAUGUUUGACUGGUACUGUAUAUAUGUAUAUACACACACACUUAAACUUGUGUGAACCCGACAGUUCAUCCUUCCUUCUGUUCUCUGGUCUGAAAGGCCUCGCUGUCUGUGGCUUUGUGGUUUGGAGUGUUAUUAUGGCUUGGUCACAGAUCCUCUUAGGCUGAAUUACAGUUGAGCCUGUUGGAAUGGAAUGAACUAUUGUGUUCUGCUGUUUACUUGAGGCCAGGAUCUGUGCACAUAAAUACACAGGAAAAGCAGUAAGAGGUAGGGAGGGAAGGGGGAAAGGAGUGGGAGACGGGGAGGGAGGGAGGGAGGUAGGGAAACAAAGCAACCAAACCUACAGGGGCAUCAGUCAAAAAUAGAACCAGAGGAAAAAAAGAUGGAAAAAGACUGAGUCAGGGUUUUGAAAUGCAAACUAAACAACAACAACCUCAUAACAGAGAUAGCUUAAGGUAUUACAGUAACAGGCAAUAAUGUUUGAGUCUUUGUUCAUCUAGUCUUACUCACAGUGAUGUGACUGGUUAUGAUAUACAGUGUUUCAGUAGACUUAAUCUGUAAACUGUAGAGCGGGAUGGAAUGAAAGGAAACAGUUAAUGGUGUGGAGCUUUGAGGUUUGUGUCAGGAUUUAGAUGUGUCUUAAAGCCCCUGUCCAAAAACCCAACUGCCUCCAACUACUGUGAGGGUUUGUGUGUUUGACAGUUGAUCAUAAGUCAUACACUGUGUGGCCCCCUGUAUUUUCUAUCCAGAAUAGUAUGAUAUGAGAGGUAGUUUGUCUACAUUUCCCCUCCAUACAAAGGUAUUGAAUAGCAAAGCAAGAGAGCAGAGCCAUAGUGUACACCACCUGUUUUCUCUAUCAUUCCAUCUAUAGAUCGAUGAUUCAACUGUGAUACAUUUUAGUCCUUUUUUCAUAGCAUGUUUGAAUGGGUUUUGUAUAACUGUGGAUAUUCUGUAUUAUACGGUAAUAAUCUAUUGUAUGUUUGGGUCUCUGUGGGUUUGGGGAGCAGUUAUCCCACAAUCCAUAGACAUAAACUAUUUUGUCCAAACUUUAAGAUGGGGGCGUAUUUGGACUUAGUGUUACAGAGUGUGUAACUGCCUGGGUCUUUGGCUGUGUCCCUUUAUGAGUAGAAUGGAGUUGCCACUAGACACUAAUCUAAGGUGAGUUUUGGGUUUCAUCCCUCAUUAAGAUUUGAGAAGGGGCGACUGAUCAUAGAUCCGUGCCUAAGAGCACCUCAUCUCCCUGGACUGUCCACUUUCUGCCUUAAUCUUCCUGUGUAUCAUUACUGCCCCCUGCUGUUGAAUGUAGUCAUGUACACAUUCAAAUACUACUGAAUAUGUUGUGGUUUUUUUACCUUUAUUUGACUAGGCAGGUCAGUUAAGAACAAAUUCUUAUUUUCAAUGACGGCCUAGGAACAGUGGGUUAACUGCCUGUUCAGGGGCAGAACGACAGAUUUGUCCCUUGUCAGCUCGGUGAUUCGGACUUGCAACCUUUCGGUUACUAGUCCAACGCUCUAACCACUAGGCUACCCUGCCGCCCCCAUGUUUCUGUUCUGGACUUCAACAAAGCCCUCUGCUUUGUCAUUUAGGGUUUCAUGGCAUACUGUUUAUUGAUAAGAUAUAAUACACCGUUUGGGUUAUUGGCCUACUGGACCCCAUAGAAAGGUUACCACCCUGCAUGUAUGUAUGAAGCCUAUAUCUCACUGUAUACUUCUUUAUCUCCAUGCUAUCCACUCAGUCUUAUACCUGACGCCGUUCAGAAGAACAAAUGUACUUCUUAGUUCCAACUGAAGCCUCUACAUUCAUUUGCAUUUAUUUGUAUCAUUUGUCUUGAUGCAAUCUGCUGUGGCAUGAAUGUGAUGAAUACCCUUGUUAAAUCAAAGCUUGUUUUCUGCUUAAUCAAAAGAGCCUUGAACACAGCACGUAUGGAGACUGGAAUUUGGUUCAGUCUCAUUGUUUCCAACACCUUAUCCCCUUGUGGGCUUGAUAGACAGGCUUCUGAGCUGAUGUUAUGAAAUACACAGCUGUCUCUCAACUGAUAUUGGCUUCAUAUGAAUGCGUUUGCAGAACAGUGGUAGUGGCUUCAGUGAUGGUGCAAAAAUAAUGAUUGUAAACCAUGGGCCUUGUUCCAAAUGAUAUCCUGAAGUAGUGCACUAUAUAGGGAAUAAGGUAUAAUUUGAGGUGUAAAUGUAACAUUUCAGGACAGUGCAAUGUUACAGAAGAUUCAGAUAUAGAUGUAUUGUGCAAUAGACAUCAUUCUGUCAUAGAUAAUGCCAGCUCUAUGCAUUACAUUUCUAUCUGUAAUACUCUGUUGCACUCCAAUGAAUAAACCCCAAGCUUAUCAAUACCAAGCCAUGGCUGCCUGUCAAUACUUAUGAACAAAGGACCAGAUACACUUUAUGAACUGUAGCCAGGAUCAUUACCGACAGCGAACACACACUGCACAUUAUGUCUUGAUAAAAAAAAUAUCUUUAGACACCUAAAAUAAUUUGAUUUACAGGAACAGUUUUUUUUUCCUUUCAAUGCAAAACAGCCUCUGCAACAGGGAAUGGAAGAGCCUGACAUUGGUUAGUUGGAGCCUAUUGUGGUCAUGUAAUGGAUACCACUGGAAAAAAAGUCCACUUUGUAGAUAAUUGUUUUUCUAUUUGUAUUUGUCUUUAUUUUGUAUCCUCUGUAGUCCUCUUCAUGUGACUCAAUUAUGUAAUCAUAUUUGUCCAGACCUGUGCUGUGUUUAAUAGUGUAAAUAUCAGUUUGUUAAUAAACAAAUGUUGUACUUUUUCUCCCCAA
This is a messenger RNA of Oncorhynchus keta (chum salmon), 5582 nucleotides long. Its product is annotated as sodium/potassium-transporting ATPase subunit beta-1-interacting protein 3-like. The transcript has 7 exons. The record is from RefSeq and is a predicted model, not a curated record. Gene Ontology annotation, biological process: regulation of sodium ion transport. The coding region runs from base 304 to 930 and encodes 208 amino acids. Lineage: Eukaryota; Metazoa; Chordata; Actinopteri; Salmoniformes; Salmonidae.